GCGCAAUCAUUGUUACCGGAAGUAUGUCACACAACGUACAGGAGUUAACCAAUGAAAUAGCCUGGUCUGGUAUUUUGUCCACUCAGGUUGAGUGGGCGGGUCCAACGUGUAGUUGACGUGGAUGUACGUGAUACAGACAAAAUAACGUACAUUUUUGUUUUGAAACGUAUUAUAAUGAAAUACAGAAAGUAGAUAGCUAGUAUGCAUUAAAUAGAGGCAAGUAACAAGUAUACUGAGACAUCUAGCUAGCUAACUUGCUAAAAACGAAUGGUCCCUCCGUUACUGAACUAGCUAACAGCACCAUCAUCAUGGAAGAAGGACCGAAAACCAGUGUAUGAGUUGAAGCUUUGCCUCGAUCCUGACGAGUCUCCCAGUCUCUACCUCUGAAAAACAUCCCCACAGCAUGAUGCUGCAACCAUGCAUCACCGUAGGGAUAGUAUUGGCCAGGUGAUGAGAGGCGCCUGGUUUCCUCCAGACACUUGGCAUUCAGGCCAAAGACUUCAAUCUUGGUUUCAUCAGACCAGAGAAUCUUGUUUAUCAUGGUCAGAGUCCUUUAGGUGCCUUUUGGCAAACUCCAAGCAGGCUGUCAUGUUCCUUUUACUGAGGAGUGGCUUCUGUCUGGCCACUCUACCAUAAAAGCCUGAUCGGUAGAGUAUUGUAGGGAUGGUUGUCCUUCCCGGAGGUUCUCCCAUCUCCACAGAGGAACUCGAGCUCUGUCAGAGUGACCAUCGGGUUAGGGGACCUUCAAUACUGCAGACAUGUUUUGGGACCCUUCCCCAGAUCUGUGCCUUGACACAGUCCUGUCUCGGAGCUCUUUUGGACAAUUUCUUCAACCUCAUGGCUUGGAUUUUGCUCUGACAUGCACUGUCAACUGUGGGACCUUUUAUAUAGACAGGUCAGAAGUAAUCAAUCACAUCAACUGACCAGCUACAACCAUGUACUCCAGUCCAGAUGUCUGCCUUAAAUCUGGCAGUCACAACAGUAGCAGUAACAGCAACAGCAUCACUGAACUCCUGGGCUCCCUGUGUGACAGCAGCCUCACUGGGGUGUCAUGGAAACGUCGUGCUCUGGGAGGGGUGUCUCGAGAGGGGGUCCGCCGCACUCUCAGAAAGCGUGCCUACGGGGCCCUGCUGUCCAAACUGUUCCAGGAGGGCUCCCCGAAAGGGUUCUUGUCAGUACCUAGUGCCACGUCCACCACCCCUCCCAGAAACAAGCUACUUAUGAUAUCCUUUGACCUGAGAGUGGCAGGGUGCCAGGACGAGGCCGAGAGGCUGGAGGAGCAGCUGGGGAGGCUAAGUGAGGGGCCCGCCUCGGGUCUGAAGGAGCUGGACUCUGUGCUGGAGCUCUUGGUGCAGCUGACUGGCUCUGCACCCCCACCCCCGGCCUCAUUCAGCAGGGACUACAUGCGCAGGGAGAGGCCCGUGUUGAGGAGGCCUCCACUGGGGGGCUACCAGAGUGAGGAGCUGCAGAGGUUAGAGGCCCGAGCCUGGGCCCUGAUGUGUGGGGAGGAGUGGGGAUCCCUGAAGGGUCUGUGUGGGACUCUGGGUCUGAUGGAUGCUCCUCCGGGCACAGGCCUGCUGGCACUGAGGAGGAGGUCCGACGUUGAGGAGAGGUUUGAGAAGGAGACCAGGAUGUCUCUGUUUGGAGCCCUGCAACACUCCCGUACCUCAGACCUGGACAUCAGGCUCAAUCUGCCUCCUGUUCCCAGCAAUGCGGAUGUCACUGGGCUAGCCAUACGGGUGCCACCUUGUUUGGACCAGUUAGAAGAUGAGGGCUUCCAGUCAGCCUCCAACCUAACCCCAGACUCCCAGUCAGAGCCCAGUCCCAGCCCAGAACUUGAUGUCUGGGACGCCCUGAGGACUUUUGAGCCUGGGAGACGCCGCUGCUGGGAGUCUGUUGGCUGCCCACCAGGGAAGAGGGAAUUCCCCUACCUGACGGAGGGAGGCAGGGAGGCUUUUGAUCAGCUCUACAGGCUGUGGGAGGGGGAGAUGAGGGUGGUAUGCUCUGCCUCCCCCUCGCCCCUCCUGCCCCUGCCUCUGGACUGUCAGACCCAGCUGGUCAGUGACCUACUUAAUGUAUUGAUCGGGGUGGCGUCUACUACCUUCCCCCUCAACCAGGUGUGUGUAAAUUUUGACGUUCGACCCGGAGUGUGUGUGUCGGGAGCGUCACCGGAGAGUGUGUCUCGUUUGCUUGGCGAGCUGGCUCAGUAUGGCACCCAUUACCUGAGGCUCAGUCGCUUCGUUCUGCAGAGUGCCCAAAAGAGAGGCCUGGUCUUCCAGGCGUUUACAGGUGGGCUGCGUAAGUACCUGCAUUACUACCGGGCCUGUGUCCUAAGUACCCCUCCCACCCUUAGCCUGCUCACCAUCGGCUUCCUGUUCCGCAAGGUGGGCCGGCAGCUCAGGUAUUUGUCAGAAUUGUGCUGUGUGGAUGGGGCAUCUGGUGUGGGCCAGGCUACCUUCCCUGUGGGUGUGACGCUGCUCUCCUACCUGUACAACGAGGCCCAGAGCAACUGCAGCAAUGAGAACUACCCCGUGCUGCUGUCCCUACUGAAGAGCAGCUGUGAGCCUUACACACGGUUUGUGUCAGACUGGGUGUACAGUGGAGUGUUCCGGGACGUGUACGGAGAGUUCAUGAUCCAGGUCAACGAAGACUACCUCAGCUUCAGAGACAAGCACUUCUGGGCGCAGGGCUACACACUGAUCUCCCGUGAUGUGGAGGACUGCGUGCCUGUCUUCCUCCGACACAUAGCCAACGAUGUGUACGUCUGCGGGAAGACCAUCAACCUGCUCAAGAUCUGCUGUCCCCAGCAUUACAUCUGCUGGUCGGAGCUGCCCGUGCCUCGCAUCGCUGUCACGUUCUCCCUGCAGGAGGUAGAGGAGAUAGAGAGGGACUGUGCCGUGUACCGAGGACGCAUGGAGAGGAUUGCCAAGCACAGCGCCACCAGCAGGGAGGAACAGGCCCUGCGCACAGAGCAGGCACGCCAGGAACUGAUCAAUCAGGUCAGGCAGUCGGCCGCCAAGACCCUGGAGAGCAUCCGCGGGCGCCAGGUGUCGCAGCGUCUGGCUGUAGAGGCAAAGAAGAGGGAACGCUUUGAAGAGCUGAGACAGCACUUGGAGCAGGAACAAGAGUGGCACAGUUUAGCCAGGAGGAAGGAGCAGGAGGAUGAAUUCAGCUUUGCCAGGGAGCUGAGAGACCGAGAGAAGCGACUACAGGCCCUGGAGGAGCAGCUGGAGAUCCGAGCCAGGAAGGAACUGAUUGCCCAGUACAGCCACCUAUCAGAGGAGGCGGCCAAGAGGGAGUGGCGGGCCAUGUGGAGGGUUCAGCGAAUGAGACUGGACGAUUUCCGGGCCCAGUUCCUACAGCAAGACCAACAGGAGACUGAGGCUAUUCUGGAAAAGUAUCCUGUCGGAGGGCAGAGACCCCCUCUGGAAAUACUACAGCCAGCUCCAGCUCAGACCACUCAACCAUUAACACAGAAGUCCCUAUCCCCAGAGCCCUGUGAGCAGCAGUCUGAGGAGCCAACCCAGGCCCCCCUUCACCAGCAAUCCACUCCCCCAGCACUCCCCACCACGAAACUCGACCUCGCCCUCGUCACAGAGCACAUCGACGCCAAUGACUUCCUGCCCAAGCCGGCCGACAGCCUGCAAGUGGACCAGGCCCUACAGGAAAUUGGGUCGGACCUCCCGGAGGCUCUUGCGCCUCAUAAACCCGUAGACUAUGAUUUUACCGCCCCCUACAGUCCCCUUGAGGGAGUGACUGCCCCGGCCCUGGCAAGACCUCGCUGGGGUCCUGUGGUACAGCCAGACGUGGCUCACCCUCACAUCCCAACCGGUCCCCCUGAGUCCACUCUAGGCAUGGGGUGUGUGGUGUCCGGGACUUUAGCUCUCCCGUCUCCGCUACCCGGAAGUACCUACGGCCAUUCUUCAGACUCCACAAUGGGUGUAGGGUGUGUGGUGUCAGGAGCUGAGGUCCUCCCCAGGCCCAGUCCUCACGGCCAGGCCUCCCAAUCUAGCAUCCCCCUGGGCCAGUACUUCUCUGAUGUGCCCCUGGCUCUCCACACAGCCAAUGUCCACGGACACCCCUCCCAGACCACAGUGCAGCUGGUGGAUGGAAGUGAGGCAACGCAGAUGGACAGCAGGCAGGAGAAUACGGAAGACCCAUCACCUCCAGGGGGCAUUGUAAAAGAGGCUGAAGUGACUGUAGAGGCAUCAUGCCUGGUGGAGAUGAAGCCAGCUGAGAUGGAGAAACUAGAUCGUGUUGGAGCAGAGGGACAGAUGGCUGGUUCUCUCAGGGAGGCUUCUGCCUCCUCCACCCCAAAGCAGGGCCAUGACAGUGGGUAUCACCCAGGACAGGCCUCCCCUUCCCUCUCUGGACCCUCCAGGUUGUCCGAGCUUCCUACUGCCAACAUUCAAGGCCAUGCCUCAGAUGCUCAUAUUAAAGUCGGAGAGCACGUUUCAGAUGUGGAAGCCCUUCUCCCUUCUCAAAACGUUCAUGGUCACUCAUCUGAUGCUAACAUAAAGGUAGGAGAGUUUGUUUCGGAGGUGACUGCUCCUCUUCCGACCUCCAACGUUCACGGUCACGCAUCUGACGCUCAUAUUAAAGUUGGAGACCAUGUUUCAGAAGUGGUCGCCUCCCUUUUCACCCAGAACAUUCACGGUCAUGCCUCGGACUCUCACAUCAAGGUCGGGGAGCACAUGUCAGAAGAGGUCGCCUCCAUUCACACCCAAAACAUCCACGGUCACUCAUCCGACACUCACUUCAAGGCGGGUGAGUUUGUGUUGGACGCAGAGCCCUCCCGACCACGCUGGAGCAAGCAUGGUCACGCCUCAGACUGCACACUUCAAGUAGGCUGUGUGAUGUCUGGCACAGAACCAGUACUCUCCCCUUUACCUGGUAGCACCUACGGCCAUUCCUCUGAGUCCACACUAGGUAUAGGGUGUGUUGUCUCUGGGGUUGAAGUCCUUCAUGCUCCUCUACCUGGAAGUGACUUUGGACACGCCUCAGACUCAACCCUGGGUGGAGGGUGUGUGGUGUCAGGAACGGUAACCCUUCCUUCUCCGAUACCCGGAAGUGACUACGGCCAUUCGUCAGAUUCAGCGAUGGGCGGAGGGUGCGUGAUAUCUGGGAUUGAACCCGUUCGCGCUCCUCUUCCCGGCAGCAACUUCGGACAGUCCUCAGACUCCACACUGGGCACAGGGUGUGUGGUGUCUGGUGUAAGCCCUCUGCCCUCCCCCAUCCCUGGCAGUAUCUACGGCCACAGCUCAGACUCUGCCCUGGGAGGGGGCUGUAAGGUGUCAGGUGUAAACCCUCUGCCCUCCCCCAUCCCUGGCAGUAUCUACGGCCACAGCUCAGACUCUGCCCUGGGAGGGGGCUGUAAGGUGAAGGAGACUGGAAAUGAAUACGACGCCAGGACCCUGGAGCAGCAGGAGCAGCAGCGGCUGGCCGAGGGCAUCUCGUCCUGGGCAGCGGGCUUGGCUCUGUCCCCAGGCGAGAGCUCAGAGAGGGAGUACCUCCGCUACCUGGCUGCUCAGUACCAGGUGGAGCAGUACGAGGACUGCUACGGUCUCAUGACGUUGGCCCCAGAGUGUCACCCCCUGCAUCAGGUGACGCGGGGUCCCUGGGGCCUCCCGGUGGACCCAUCGCUCCGCAGGGCCACAGACACCACGGUGGUGCAGCUUAGUGGGAUGGUCUCCCUGCCCGUCCUCAUGAAGCACUCUGUCACCACCCCACUCAUCACACAUGUAUCCUUGGUGAACAAGGCGGUGGUGGACUACUACUUCGUAGAGCUUGGAGUGGAGAGGCAUUUUGAGGCCCUCAGGCACUUCUUGCUCAUGGAGGACGGGGAGUUCGCCCAGUCUCUCAGUGACCUGAUCUUUGAAAAGAUGGGCAGUGGUCAGACUCCUGGAGAGCUGUUGACUCCUCUGGUCCUGAACUCCAUCCUGAGUAAGGCUCUUCAGUACAGUCUUCAUGGAGACAGUUCUCUGGCCCCUAACUUCACCUUCGCCCUGCGCUUCCUCCCGGAGACCUUCCAUCCUCACGCCCCCGACGCACUCAACUGCCUGGAGCUACGGUACAAGGUGGACUGGCCGUUGAACAUCAUAAUCACAGACAGCUGUAUGAACAAGUACAACCGUCUGUUCUCCUUCCUGCUGCAGCUCAAACACAUGGUGUGGAGCCUCAGAGACGUCUGGUUUCACCUCAAGAGGACUGCGCUGGUGAAAGGGGCGGGCCGCUCGGUGCAGUUCCGCCAGCUGCAGCUGUACAGACACGAGAUGCAACACUUUGUGAAGGUGAUCCAGGGUUACAUCGCUAACCAGAUCCUGCAGGUGUCCUGGUUAGAGUUCACCACCAAGCUGGCCAGUGCCUCGGACCUGGACGCCAUACACCGCACACACGCCGACUACCUCAACAGAGCGAUCUUCAGGGGUCUGCUGACAGAGAAGGCAGCUCCAGUCAUGAACAUCAUCCACAGUAUCUUCAGCCUGAUCCUGAAGUUCCGGGCCCAGCUGAUUGCACAGCCCUGGGACAGCCAGCAGGGGGAGGCAGUGCACCCCAGCUUCAUUGCCAUGCAGCAGUCAUACAACACUUUCAAAUACUACUCCCACUUCCUCUUCAAAGUGGUGACCAAGCUGGUGAACCGAGGAUAUCAGCCUCACCUGGAGGACUUCCUGCUCCGCAUCAACUUCAACAACUACUACAAAGACUCCUGAACGUAUGUGUGUGGAACACUGUGUGCCUGUGUUGUAGAUAAUCAGAGUAGCCUCUAAACUAAUGAUUUGUUGAAUAUUAUGUACAAAUCUCUCCCCACACCCAUUGCAGUUUGGUCAUGUAUAUUUGUGGCAUGAAUAAUAUACCGUAUUAAAAGAAACUAUAUGCGUUGUAUUUACAUUUUAAAUGUACCUUGAUGACCUGUUUUGACAGUUUCAAUGUGCCGGACCAUACAGUAUUAUGCCUCCUGUCCACAAUGGUGUCUAUCAAAGUCAGUGAUAACAACCUUAUAUACCCCCCCCCCAUAUAACAUGCUGAUGCCAAAAUGUAACAACGCUAACUAAAGCUCAGGUGCCUCUCCUCUGCCCACCCCAUUCCUAAGCCCUGUGUGUCAAUUAAAGAAAUGCUUCAUUUUGUGAUGUAAAAACAAAACACUUAAACGGAGUAAUAAAAUGUCACUUGUAUUUAUUAAAGAUAGCAUGUUAACAUUUUUGGAAAACCUAUAGGUCAAACAAUGAAUGUAAAGUUAUGUGGGGGGGAGCACUGUCAUAUACAACCAAAGGUCAUUUGCAAAAGAGAGCAUUGCACUUGCAUUUUUUUUUUUUUUUUUUUUUUUACAUUUUCCAGAUCGCUUGUUAAUAUCUUCCCUGACUGUGCAUUUUACUUAAAGCAGAAGGAAGUUUGAGCAAUAUGAAGAGCAGACACUAAGGAGGAUUACAGAAGAUUGAUCCUCUAGGGUUGAAUCGUAACUUCCAUUUCAGUCAUAUUUUCACUUAGUCUCCCAUUGACAUUAAUAAAAAACUUAAGUGGAAGUAAG
Molecule: messenger RNA, 7525 nt
Organism: Oncorhynchus masou masou (cherry salmon)
Lineage: Eukaryota; Metazoa; Chordata; Actinopteri; Salmoniformes; Salmonidae
Gene: tubgcp6
Product: tubulin gamma complex component 6
Exons: 25
Coding region: 936-6710 (1924 amino acids)
Biological process (GO): spindle assembly; cytoplasmic microtubule organization; microtubule nucleation
Cellular component (GO): spindle pole; centrosome; equatorial microtubule organizing center
Molecular function (GO): microtubule minus-end binding; gamma-tubulin binding
Source: RefSeq, a predicted model, not a curated record